Molecule: messenger RNA, 1348 nt
Organism: Cygnus atratus (black swan)
Lineage: Eukaryota; Metazoa; Chordata; Aves; Anseriformes; Anatidae
Product: fatty acid-binding protein 5
Exons: 4
Coding region: 93-497 (134 amino acids)
Biological process (GO): fatty acid transport
Cellular component (GO): nucleus; cytosol
Molecular function (GO): fatty acid binding
Source: RefSeq, a predicted model, not a curated record
CCAUAAAGCCGCCCGCGGGGCCGCUGCCGCCCGUCCGCCGCCCGCCGCGCCGCCGCAGACCCGCCGCCAGCCCCGCCGGAGCCGCCGCCGCCAUGGCCAUCGAUGCGUUUUUAGGCAAAUGGUGCCUCGUCUCCAGCGAGGGCUUCGAGGAGUACAUGAAGGAGCUGGGUGUGGGUAUGGCCAUGAGAAAAAUGGGAAGCAUGGCCAAACCAGAUGUUUACAUUAUUAAGGAUGGAGAUACAAUCACUGUAAAAACAGAAAGCACCUUCAAAACUUCACAGUUCAGCUUCAAGCUUGGUGAGAAGUUUGAGGAAAGUACAUUAGAUGGCAGAAAAACUCAGACGCUUAUCAACCUAAAAGAUGAUGGGUCAUUGAUCCAGGAACAGGAGUGGGAUGGCAAGAAGACCAUAAUAACACGGAAACUUGUGGAUGGACAGUUGGUGGUGGAAUGUGACAUGAAUGGUGUCAAGUGUAUUAGAGUCUACCAGAAGGCGUGAGGACGUCUUCAUAUUCAGUAGGAACUUGCUACAAACAACUCAGUUCAGUGGACAGAGCUCCUUUACACUCCAUAAUUUCCUUUUCCCCGUUUUCUAGUAUUUCAAUGGACUGAGUAGCUGAGUGCAAUCCUUUUUAAAAGCCGUGAUGUAACUAUUAUGUAACUAUUCUGAACUUAUGAGGCUAUUAAAGAAAAUUUUCAAAUAUAUGAAGUGGAAAUGUUGUUACUAUAGUAGAAUUUUAAAGUGGGGUUUUAUAAAAACUCAGUUUGGUUUUAGGCUUUGCUACAAACUGUCUUCAGUUCAAGAUAAUGCAAAGUUUGAUAACAAACAGAUAAUAGCAAACUGAAUUUUAACCAGCCUUUUCAUCUUUAAUUGCUACGGUAUUAAAAUCUGAAAUAGAAAAAAGCAUUUCGAAUUCAGGCUAUACGGUUGUUUCUAUCUUGCAUGUUACAAAGUAAAUAGAAUUCGGUGGGUAUAAACAAGAGAGAAGCCUUGCUGGUGUUUAAAUAGAGGAAUGUAUUUUCAGGGGUUGGUUUCUUUUUUCACGUUUCAAACCCAUACAUUUCUUAUCUGAAGAAAUAUACAUACUGGUGAGCCAAUAGACAUGAUAAACUUAAGUAAACAUGUAAGUGCUUUGCUUCAAGGAAGCCUUAUUUUGAGAACACUUUGUUUCCCAGCAAAAUUCCUAUUUCCUGUCUAGUAUCAUUCUACAAACUCUUAAACAAAAUCUGCUGAAAUACUGCCUAAAACUUAAAGCCUCAUUUUAUUAUUAUUAUUUUUAACUGGCUUGAAACAUCUAGAAAUGGAGUUUAUAUGCUUUAAAGUGCCACAAUAAAUACUCAGAAAUAUCA